Molecule: messenger RNA, 681 nt
Organism: Engraulis encrasicolus (European anchovy)
Lineage: Eukaryota; Metazoa; Chordata; Actinopteri; Clupeiformes; Engraulidae
Product: G-protein coupled receptor 4-like
Exons: 4
Coding region: 1-681 (226 amino acids)
Biological process (GO): phospholipase C-activating G protein-coupled receptor signaling pathway; positive regulation of Rho protein signal transduction
Cellular component (GO): plasma membrane
Molecular function (GO): G protein-coupled receptor activity
Source: RefSeq, a predicted model, not a curated record
AUGGCAUUUUGCUGGGUCAUCUUGUUCCUGGCAUUUCCUGGAAUUUGCUUUGCUUUGUACAAGUUGUGCUCCCAGGUGAGACCUGACCAAGUAGCUCCUGUGUAUGUCACAAACCUCCUCAUCUCUGACCUGAUUCAAGUCUGCACCAAUUCAAUUGCAUCUGCGUUGUUUUUGGUAUCAUUGCAGGGACAUAAUUACUUAAGAGAAGCUCUGGUUCUGCUUUUCAUUUACAUAUAUAGUUUACAAGUUAACAUUUUCUUCAUGAUGUGUAUAUCUGCAGAGAGAUAUAUAAUGAUUGCUCAUGCUGUCUGGUACAGAAACAUCCAAACUCGCAGGACAUCCGUAAUAGUUUCUGUACUGAUGUGGAUUUUACCGGCUGUCCCCUUCAUCCUUGUCUACAAGUGCAUAAGGAGUCACGGGGCCUGCACUGAAAGCGUCUUGCUUCUCCCGUAUCCCCUGGUAAUGUUCUUUUUUGUGGCAACAUGGAGGGCCCUCUCCAGGACGUCAGUGCCUCGUAAUGACCAGAUUCGCAUCAGGAGUAUCUUGGCUCUUAUUCUGCUUAUUUACACCAUCUUAUUUCUACCAUAUAUAGUAAAAGCAGGCCACACAGAGCCUGAGCAGACCACUUUGCAGGCCACCACACAUCUGGAUGGGCCAGCCACCCCAAACGCUACAGUGUGA